ACUUCAAGAAAAUUAAUCAAAAUGUCGUGUAUAAAAUGCAUGUCGACAGUUGAAAUUUAUUUUUAAAAAUUUCUCAAAUUGUGUUUUAUUAUAAAACAAAUAAUAAGUUUAAAAAAGUGAUUUUGGAAUAUUAGUAAUACCUGUUCAAUAAUUUUGAUUAGUUUUGCUUUUGGACAAAAUAAUGAGACAGAAGCUUCUCGUUCACCAGAUUCUUGACAACACAUGCAGGAUCUUUCCAUUUGCCAUAUUUUGCUACCCGAUACCUGUUAAAAAUAUUUAUAUCAAAAUAAACGAAAAUGUGUUUUAAUAUUAAAAAAGUAUUAUUAUGAAGAAGUAUAUAAAUAUUAAUUGAAAUAAAAAAAAAGCAAUAAAAAGAUGUCAGAAAGUUCAGAUUCCGAUUCAAAAUCAACAUCUACUAUACCACUCGAAGGGGAUACACGUGAAACGGGAAUCUGUCGUGAUUUUCAACGAGGGUUUUGUGAUCGAGUUCGUUGUAAAUUCAAACAUGAAAAAUCUUCUGAUUCAACAUCAACCCCCACAUUAGUAUUUUGUCAUGAUUUUCAAAAUAAUUCAUGCCCACGUCCAACAUGUAAAUUUAUACAUUGUUCUGUUGCGGAAGAAGAGCAAUAUAAAAAGACUGGUGAAUUACCACCUCAUUUACAGCUGGAUGCUGUGAGAAAACAACAAAUUUCAAUUGGUUCAUCUUUACCUGUUUGUAAAAAUUACUUAAAUAAUGGAGAAUGUAGGCGACAAAAUGCAUGUAAAUUUCGUCAUUUAACACAAGCACAGUAUGAAGCUGAAAUUCGUAGACUGAUUAAAACAAAUUCAGAUUUUAAUAGAUAUCCAAAUAAAAAUAAUAAUUUUGAUCAAUAUUUUCUAAGAAAUACAAAUGAACAAUCGCCACAAAUAAAUUAUUUCCGAAAUGGUGGAGUUCGUCGAAAUGGUAGUGAAAAUACUUACAAUAGCUUUGAUGAAUAUGGACCACCAGAACCAAAGAGGAGAAUUUUAGUUCCAAAUAAUAUUGAAUUUUUAGAUGCAAACGGUUUUCGUAUUCCUGAUUCUGAUUUAGAUAGCAGAUCAUUACAUUUAAAAAAUUAUUUUAAUGCUACACAAAAUCCUGAUUCAAAUAUAAGCAAAGAUGCAAGAAUUAUUUUAUUAGAAGAAGAAAAUGUUAUUUUACAUAAACAAAUCGCUGAUUUGAAAAAGCAGGUUUCUGAUUUAACUGCAACAAACGAAUUUUUACUUGAUCAAAAUGCCCAAUUUCGGGUAUCUAAUAAGCGAAAUCAAGCAAAUGUUACAUCAGUCACAGUACCAGCUGUAACGAUAACAAAUACUACUAAUAAUACACCUACUCAACCUCCGCAACAAGUAAUAAGAACUGUUACGGCAAGCGUUGCUACAGUACCUGUAUCGAUAGCAACUGUGACAGCAGGGAGUCCAGUUUCAAUUGCUGGAGUUUCAAUGGCACCAGUACAAGCUGUACCAGCUGUAAGCAUUGCUCAGCCAGCUGCCCAACAAAUUAUUGCUCAAAGUCAGCAAUUAUUAGCAAAUCCAACAUCUCAAAUUACAUUAGCAAAUAGUUCACAAGCGCAGUUGGCAAUAGCUCAACAGAAUUUAGCAAACAAUUUAGCAGCAGCCCAACAAAAUCAACCAAUUACAAGUCAGCAAUUAACUUCGCAAGCUCAACAAUUGGCCUUAGCAGCGAACAAUACACAAUUAACAUCACAAGCUCAGCAGUUGGCAUUAGCAGCUAGCACGCCACAGUUAAUUGCGGCUCAACAAAAUUUAGCAACAUCGCAACAAAUGGCAUUGACAAACAGUAAUCAAAUGAAUGCUGCAAUAAAUACAUCACAAGCGAUUGCAAUGUCAAAUGCAACGCAACCAAUGGUUUCAUAUCCGAUAAUGACUCAAAGUGUACUUCAAAAUGCUUUACCACAUUAAUUAAUGUGAUUAGUGAUUUAUAUUAGCAGGAAAAAUAAAAAAAACUUACUUAUUAUGGUUUACAAAAGACUUAUACCAAACAAUUUAUAAUGCCCUAGUCUUGAGCUGCGAUCUUUUGUGUAUACAAUUUUUCAGGCCCGAAGUGACAUGCUUACGCCUGCGCAUUUAUUCUUACAGAAUUGCCUCAAGCGCAAGCAUAUCAUUUCAACAUUAUUUUGGCGAAAGUUUAAUAUUAAAGACAUGUUAAAUAAAGUGAGAUAAACAAUCGGUUACAUAAUCUGAAAAAUGA
Molecule: messenger RNA, 2230 nt
Organism: Chrysoperla carnea
Lineage: Eukaryota; Metazoa; Arthropoda; Insecta; Neuroptera; Chrysopidae
Product: zinc finger CCCH domain-containing protein 10-like
Exons: 9
Coding region: 376-1941 (521 amino acids)
Molecular function (GO): metal ion binding
Source: RefSeq, a predicted model, not a curated record